CAUGUUUUUUCCCCGUAUAUUGAUAGUCACAACUAAAAAAGUUAGGCACGUAAAAAAUAAAAUAAAAUAAAAUAAAUGAAAUUACGUUAUCGGAGGAAGUACUGAACCCGUUAGGGUGCCGGCGGGAGGAGGGGGCUUAAAAGGGGCACCGCAGUGGCCAAUGGCGCAGCCAGAAAAAGGCAGCCUCCUCCCCCAACCCAAGUCUCUCUCUCUCUCCCAAACCAAAAGAAGGCUUCCACUUCCAGCUGCAGCGGAGCAUCGCCAGUUCAGAGUUCACCACCACGCCUUUGACCUCCAGCCCAUAGCCCAAUCCCGCAAGCAUCCAUCCACGCCCACCGCACCCGCUAUAAAAUCUCCCCCUCUGCUCCCGAUUCGCCACCUAAAGGAGGCGCCUUUCCCCAAAUCCACCACCACCGAGAAACAACCGCAGGAAAUCCGCUCGGCCCUCGGCUCCGGUCACUCUGUUGCGGCCACGAUGAAAGAGGGCAGACCCGGCGCCGGCGACUACAUUGCCAGCCUGCUAAGCUCGUCGCCGAGGCUCGACUUCGGCGGGGAGGAGGAGGAGGACUGCCUGGACAGGUUCUGCGGCGACCCGGGGUUCGCGGCUCGCGCGGCGCGGCUGUCCAGCUUCAGCGGGCAGCGCUUCGCCGUCACCGCGGGCCUCUUCGGGCUGCCCCCGCCGCUGCCCGCCGCGAGCGGCGGCGGCGAGUUCGCCGGGUCCCGGGAGGCGUCGUCGGUGUCGGACCCGGCGUCGGCGAUGAAGGACGCCAAUGCCAAGAAGCGGAAGGCGCCCGCGGCGGCGGCGGCCAAGGGCAAAGGCAGGGAGCCAUCUGCGCAGGCACAGGCAGGGGAGCCGAAGGGUCCGGACGCCAAGAGGUGCUGCAAGGCGGAGGGAGGCGAGGGGGAGGAGGGGAGCCCCGUGAAGCUGCCCAAGCCGGAGCAGGCCGGCAGCGACAGCUCCGUCGAGGACGGCGGCGCGCAGAACCAGAAGCCGCCGCCGCCGGUGAAGGGAAAGAAUGCCAAGCCGGUGGAGCCUCCCAGGGACUACGUCCAUGUCCGGGCCAGGAGAGGGCAGGCUACCGACAGCCACAGCCUCGCAGAGAGGGUGAGAAGGGAGAGGAUCAGCCAGAGGAUGAAGGUCCUUCAGGACCUGGUGCCAGGAUGCAACAAGGUGAUCGGCAAGGCGCUGAUGCUCGACGAGAUCAUAAACUACGUGCAGUCGCUGCAACGGCAGGUCGAGUUCCUCUCCAUGAAGCUCGCAACCGUCAACCCACUGGACCUGAGCAACCUGCCCACGCUCCUACAAAAAGAUGCCUGCGGCGCUUCGGCGAGCUCGGUCUUCUCGCUGGAGAGCUGCAGCCCGGGGUUCCCGUUCGGCGGGCAAGGGGACGUGUUCCAGUCCUUCGUCCCGAACGGCCUGGAGAACCCGUGCGGCGGCCUGAACCCGCUGGACCUGGCUCUGUCCCAGGCUACCGGCGGGCAGUUCGGUUUCCAGGACGGAACGGCCGGCACAAACCUGCAGCAAAGGAACUACUGGGAGGAGGAGGAGGAGGACCUGCAGAGCGUGUUCCACAUCGACGACAACGGGCAGAGCCAGGAGCACGGGGCCUCAGCUUCAGCACAAAGCUUCCAUGGUCAGCUUCAACCACAAGAGGGCCACAUGAAGAUGGAGUUCUUCUGAUCGGGCCUCGACACCCAGCCGCCGACGGCCGAGGGAGCGACCUGUACAUAGCGAAGACUCGAGGUACAAGUACAAAAGCACCAGCGGCGGUGGCGGCGGCGGGGACGGAAGCUCUGAAGCUAUAGCUAACAGCAAGUCCGUACAUGUAGGCCCUUCCUUGCCCUUGGAGAGGCGAGUUCUUCGCUCGCCGUAGCGUGAACCAGGGGGUGGGCGAUCGUGUGAUUUCUUUGAACGUUUUCGAUCCGGCGAUUAAUUUGAUUGAUUAACACAGCCACCCCGACGAUAGCGUACGUAGCAAUCACCCGAACAGUGAAGCUGUCACUUUUGUGUAUAAGAUAAUGCAUAUGGUGCAGAUAUUAGUAUCACCGGCGCUUCUCUC
Molecule: messenger RNA, 2060 nt
Organism: Zea mays
Lineage: Eukaryota; Viridiplantae; Streptophyta; Magnoliopsida; Poales; Poaceae
Exons: 8
Coding region: 161-1681 (506 amino acids)
Biological process (GO): regulation of DNA-templated transcription
Cellular component (GO): nucleus
Molecular function (GO): DNA-binding transcription factor activity; protein dimerization activity
Source: RefSeq, a predicted model, not a curated record